GCCAAAAAGCGCAGAGCGCGCGCGAGCUCCGGCAGCCCUUCAGAAGCGCUUUCAAACGGGAGGAGGACGCGGCGCUCCCGCUGAGCAAACAAACAGUCAGACAGACGCGCAGUACUUUUAAAGCCAGUUAUUUAACGCUUAUUAUUAGAGUGUGAGGCGGAAUAAGCUGAUAUUGCUGGAGCACGAAGCAGAGCAACUCCAGAAACAUCAAGCAGAACAAGUUCUCCAGAAUCUGAGCGCCAUGGCAUCGGUCCCCAGCAGCCAAGUCAAAUGCAAGUUCAAGCGGAGGAGGAGGAGAAGGUCAAAGCGAAAAGAGAAGAUGAAUAUGUUGUCUGCUUUGAUCACCCCCUUCAAGUACAUGAGUCCAGUGGCUAAUGGGACAGAGGACGAAGACACUUUGAGCACCAGCAGUGCUGAGGUGAAGGAGAACCGUAACACUGGAAACCUGGAGGACUGCACUAAUGUACCAACAGACUGCCAAACCCUCUUCCUGACCGACUCAUCCAGAGACGGGACGUCUGGCCUCAAGCGAAAACGUCCACUGGAGGAGGACAAUAAUGGACACUUGUGCAAACUGCGUCUGUACUGCAAGAAACUGGCGUGGUCCGACGCACCAAAGAACGCUCUGGUCCAGCUGAACGAGCUGAAACCGGGCCUGCAGUUCCGCAUGGUCUCUCAGACGGGGCCGGUACACGCACCCCUAUUCUCUAUUGCCGUAGAGGUCAACGGCCUCACCUUUGAGGGCACCGGGCCAACAAAAAAGAAAGCUAAGAUGAAGGCGGCUGAGAUGGCCCUCAAGUCGUUCGUUCAGUUUCCCAAUGCCCCGCAAGCUCACUCGGCCAUGGGCAGCUUGAGCAACCCCGCAGCCGAUUUUACCUCGGACCAGGCCGACUUCCCCGACACGCUGUUUAAAGGUUUCGAGCCGGACGGUUGUCGCUCCGCGGAGAGCGAGCUGCUUUCUAGCGCCUUCCGGUUGCGUCACACGCUGGACUUGAUGGUUGUACAAGCCAGGCAGGGAGACCCCUGUCUACCCCCACCUCUUCCACCACCGCCCCAGCCCAGCCCCGUCGUCCUGCUGAACGACCUGCGGCCCGGCCUCCGAUACGCCUGUCUGACGGAAGGCGCGCAUGGCAAACGGGCGCACCGCAGCUUUGUCAUGGCCGUGCGAGUAGACGGAAGGAUAUUCGAGGGCUCGGGUCGCAGCAAGAAGCAAGCAAAGAGACAGGCGGCUUUGUGGGCCCUUCAGUCCCUCUUCAACAUCAGGCUGGCACCUGAGGCGAGAGCGGGACAGCGGCCCAGCAGGAUCAAAUGCCCUCAUUUGCCCCAGGAGUUUGCGGAUGCGAUAUUCCACUUGGUGCGAGAGAAAUACACCGAGCUGGCCGGCUGCUCCUCGCUGCUGCAUGCGCGUCACAAAGGCCUGGCGGGCAUCGUCAUGACCAGAGGUCUGGAUCUCAGACAGGCUCAAGUGGUGGCGUUAUCCACAGGCACUAAAUGCAUUAAUGGAGAGUAUAUGAGUGACCAGGGCUUGGUGGUCAAUGACUGCCACGCAGAGAUCACGACUAGACGAGCCCUGCUGCGCUUUCUGUACUCUCACCUGGAGUUACACCUCAGCAAAAGGAAAGAAGACUGGGAACAAUCGAUCUUCGUACGGCACAAAGACUCGUGUUUGAGACUGAGCGAGAACGUCCUCUUCCACAUGUACAUCAGCACAUCGCCCUGCGGUGACGCCCGAGUCAACUCGCCGUACGAAAUCACCUCCGAUUUGCACAGCAACAGACACUUGGUGAAGAAGUUUCACAGUCACCUACGAACAAAGAUUGAAUCAGGGGAGGGUACACUGCCUGUGAAGUGCACGGGUCCCGUACAGACGUGGGACGGAGUCCUUGAAGGACAACGGCUCAUCACCAUGUCUUGCACCGACAAGAUUUCCAGGUGGAAUGUGCUUGGACUACAGGGGGCGCUGCUCAGUCACUUUGUGGAGCCGGUGUAUCUGUACAGUCUGACAGUGGGCAGUCUGAGACACACGGGUCAUUUGUCCCGGAUGAUGAACCACAGGAUGGAGAGUGUCGGACCUCUGCCCACGUGCUACCGCCGCAGCCAGCCUUUACUCAGCGGCUUGAGCCGCAGUGACUGCAGGCAGCAGGGGAAGUCUGCGUGUUACAGUGUCAACUGGACCUCAGGAGACACACAACUGGAGGUGCUCAAUGCAUCUACUGGAAAGAGGAGGGACUCUGGAGCUCCGUCCAGACUUUGCAAGCAUGCGCUUUUUGCACGGUGGAUCAGGCUCUAUCGCAAGCUGGUGGUUCGCGGAGCGCCUCAGAAUGACACGUCGCUGUUAUACAGUGAAGCAAAGCAGGCCGCUGGCACCUACCAGACUGUGAAGCUGCAGUGGUUGAAGGGUCUACAGGAAGCUGGACUGGGGACCUGGGUCAGAAAACCUCCUGAGCAGGAAAACUUCACUAUGACUGUAUGAGAGUGGAAGCCUAACCUGGGCGUCACCACCCAAACCACUUUCACCCUCCAACCGACCGCCACGGAAGCCCUUUGUCACCCAAAGCAUCUGGUCAACAACGUCCCACUGCCAAAAAAUCUUUAAGGGAAGAUGAUACAGGUGUUGUCAAUGAGUGUCUUGGAAUCAUUAAUGUCAACGGCAAAAAAAAUAAAAUUGUAGUUAAGUAGUGGAAGUACCGUACACGGGUUGGUGGUCUGGAGGGUUGAAAAGCAUAAAUGUGAAUCCCAUAUUAUUUUUGUUAAGGCACUUACCUGAAUCACUCAGUACAACACAUUUUAUAAUUUCAGCUGUAAAGUACUUUUUGAGAUAUAACUACUUUUCUAGGUGGAUGAACGUACAGUAUAGUUAUGGAUGACCUAAAUGACCAUUAUAAAUGGUGUUACAGGUAGUUACGUCACAUCCUUUUCUGGUAUCAUUGCACGUAUCCCACAAAAGUUGAAAGAGUAACCAAACUGGAUAUAAAAUAACACAGAUAAGGGAGUUAUUUCACGCUCAAGUCAACAUGUAUGCGUGUCGUGUGGGUAUACAUUUAAAACAGUAUGCAUUUUAAUAUGUCCCAUUUACCUUACUUGUGUUAUUGUAAUCACAGAUUUGUCUUUAAUGUGCCACAGUUGUUUUCUGUCAUUGACUUACAUUGAACCCUGAACAUUCCUUAAAAGUCUAGAGUUGAAUGAUAACUAUAAAGAUAACUAUAACAAUACCCAUAUUAGCGUUCACACCAAUGGACGAUAAUGUUAUGUUUAUUCUCAGUUCAUUGGGAAAGGCUAUCGCUCCAUUAUAGUUUUUCAAAGACAAAUAUUGCGAUGCAUCAUGGGAUUGAAUGAGUGCAUUCAAUAAUUAGACCCCAUAAAAUGGAUGUCUCCUUAAAUAGUGAACUACAGGGAAUAGGGGGCUAUUUAAUACACAGCUCGUGACUCUUCUAUUGGUCACACGUCUUUACGUGAUACAAAUCCGCAGUUUACCAAACUGAACUUUAGAAUGCCAUGAAAUUUCGCAUGAGCUUGUGUCUGUGUAACGGAGGCCAGCGAGAGAGAAGCUGUGGGCGGAACCUCACUCCCCGACCAACAGAGACACUCUAGCGACAGACGCUAUAGAGUCUUAAUUCUCCUUGUUAGAGCGCCGUCUCCCAUCCGGACCGACGCUGGUUUGAGGCGAGGAGGACCUAUAACAUCUGCAUAAUUCAUGUGUAUGAUUGGAAGCCAAAGGAACGAAAAGUCUAUGUGACCAUGACGUCAGUAUCAGUAUGUCAUAUUCCAAUUUAAAUGCGCAAGCCCUUUAAAUGUAUUUUGAUUGGCUGUCAGUGUGUGUUUGUCAUCAGCUGGAAAAUAUCACUCUAGAAGUGAUCCCAAUAAUAGAUGCUUUCAGCGGCAACAACAUAAAAAAACCUUAUGUGACCCAAACUUAAUUUCUGUUAGACCUCUGCAAAGAAUCAAUAACUGUUGAUAGUUUUGUUGUAAUUGAAUACAAACGAAACAUUAAUAUACUUUUAUAUUAAUAUAAAUUAAAUAUAUUAAGUAGGGCUGUCAAACGAUUAAUCGCAUCCAGAAUAAAAGUUUGUGUUUACAUAAUAUAUGUCUGUGUACUGUGCAUAUUAACGUUGUGUUUAUAAUCACAUACACAUACAUGCAUAUAUUUAAGAAAAAAUUAAAAUAUAAAAAAUAAUAAACGUUUAUAUGUAAUUUAAGUUAUUGGUAAAUAUAAAUAAUACAUCUCAAAUUUUUAUUAAAUAUAUAUACAUUAAUGUAUAUGUUUUUGUAUUUAUAAAUACAAAUUAAUAUGCACAAUACACGGACCCAUAUUAUGUAAAAACAAAUUUUUAUUCUGGGUGCGAUUAAUCGUUUGACAGCCCCAAUACGCCCUUUUCACAUGACGUCACGCAUCUUCCGUUCUGCCGCAAAGCAGUGUAUCAUUACUUCCGCUAGCACUCCAGUUCAUAAGGUGGCGGUAAUGCACCUAUAAGCUGUUUUGCCAACCGCCAGUAAAACUCAAGAAGAAGUUACUUCCGCUAGCGCCUCAGAAUGGAGUUUACCACGUGGCUUGCACAUCUGCCACAAAUACGGCUAGAUCAAAGCUAGAGAAAGGAUACAAAUUCUUCGUUGAACAGUACUUGUUUGAUUAUGAAGGUAAGUGUUUUGUUUUCUUUUUGUGUUAGUGAAGGUGCUAGGAUAAGUACUUGAAUACGUGUUCUGUCAGUUUUUUUCUCUCACUGUUGUUAAAUUCCAGCGCGACAGCAAAAUGGAAGUUCUUCUUGUUUGUUGCAAGACGGAUGUUAUGAUACACUGCUUUGCAAAAAGGCGGAAGUUAAGUGACGUCAUUGUGAAAAGGGCGUAUUGUUAUAUUAUAGCAGCCAGACCUAUACCCAAAUACAGACCGGAAGUUAACUUGGGGACAGGCGUCUGCGUCCGUUGAAACUGCCUGAGUACCUGUAUUUGUUAUUGUUAUAGUGUGCUUCUGCGGCUAGCCGCUUAAGUUUAGAUCAUCUCUUAAACUUAUAUGGUUAUCAUUAUAGUUAUCGUCUGUGGUGUGAACCGACUUUAAAAGUGAGGUUACCUACAGUCAUCCAAAUUAAAAUGUUGAGUUAACAGAACAGCGGUUACCGUCUUCGAGGGCAAAGUUGCAUUACAAACAGGGCCAUAUUUUACUCACAACACCCAGCAGAUGCGAAGGAUUGCCACUUUCUCUCCACAUUGGCAGCUUUCGUGUAGCUGUCAUUCUAACGUGUGUAUGUGUGUUAACCUUCGCCAAAGUGAAAGGCAGGAGCCGUCUUGUCAUUAUCUGCCCGUUUCCGGAUGGCCUGCCCCUGAAGAGCUCCGACACGCUGUCCAAUUAGAGGUCCUGUCAGAAUGAUACGUCCCCAGUUUUCCUCUCGCUCUUCGCCUUUAGUUCAUCGCUACGACUGUAAAAUGAGCAAGAGAGAGAGAGUAGGAAAAAACAGAGUUGGGUUUGACAUUGCAAAGACAGGUUAAUUCAGCCCCAUUUUGCGUGUGCAGGUUAAAGGUAAUGGUGACAAGCUAAUGUAAAUGUUGCCAUUACGACACCCCGGGUCUCUGCAACGCACUUACUGUUUUUCCGGUACAGCUUGUUGCUUUAAUACCUCAAUCAACGCUUUCGUUCACAGGUGACAUGCUAUUUCUCCGCUGGGUUUCUCCUUUGUGUGUCAGAGCUGUAUCUUUACAGCGCGCGCAGGGCAGAGACGCACGUGAAAAGAAAGGGGAAACGUCGGCGGUUUGACGUAGACACAAAAGACAAGAAACGGAGUUUAAAUCGAGCUUAAGGAGUGUGAGUAGAGAUCCAUAAUUACGUACUGUGUAAUUUUAAAGAGUCAUUUACAAACCGAGCACCUGCCGUGUAAUGUCCCAACCCAGCCUUUGAAACGCAUGCCAGUUUGCCCCAUGUUUAACCAAAAUGGUCGUUUUAUGAUUUAUAAAUGUACGUUUUUUGAUUACGUACAUUUGUUUUUGUUUGGUUAAGUAUACGUGCUUUAAAGCCUCAAACUACUUUAAGAUGAUCACAUUCUGUCUGUAAAUGGGUUAUUCAUGUACCAAUGACAUCACCAUACUCCACGAUUCUUAUAUUUUAAUUGACUAGCAGCAUUUAUUAUUUUAAUGGAUUUGUUUGCAUAAUUCGAUAUUAGUGUACUUUAUUACCUCUCAGUGUGUAUUUUCAAAGCUACUUUGUCAAUCCUUUCCACCGUUUACAAACAACCUAGUGGUGAUAAAAUAUAUAUGUUUAUUCUCACGUCUACAGUAUAUACUGUGUAUAUCAUCAUUGUAACACAUUUUUAAUCACUAUCUGUUCACCCCAGCUAAAGCGUGAGAAACCUUGUCUACCAACACUAAUUCAAUAGUAUUAGAAAGAUUGUUAGGAGCGUUUGCUGUCUUUGUCUUCUGUUUCUCUUGGACUGUUUGGAAUUAAUCUUUCUGUUAAUGCUUGACAUUGAUGCUACUGACAGAUACUGAUCCGGUCCAUUUAUAUAUAUUUAUAUCAUGCUAUGACAAUAGUGAAAGGUCCAAUUUGACAGUCCAUAAUCUAUGAUGUUAGUGCACGUAUGUCUGGUUAAUGUUUCACCAAGUUUAAAAUAGCACAAAAACAACGUUUUUUGCAGUAGGCCAAUGUUUGAAACCUUCCCUUUAGGUUUUUAUAAUGGAAGCAAACAUGAAAACCCCUGAUGAAACGGUCGCAUCAAGUAAUUCUGUGGCAUGACUGAAUGGCAAUAUUGUAAUAAUGACUGUACAUUUUGUAAAAUUUGUAAAACGACUAAAGACUAAAAGAAAAACUAUAAGAACUCUCAAUAAAGUGUACAUUUAAAUCCACAGGCAUA
Messenger RNA from Triplophysa rosa, 6833 nucleotides. It is a transcript of the gene adarb2, whose product is annotated as adenosine deaminase RNA specific B2 (inactive). Gene Ontology annotation, biological process: RNA processing; adenosine to inosine editing. The record is from RefSeq and is a predicted model, not a curated record. Gene Ontology annotation, cellular component: cytoplasm; nucleolus. The transcript is spliced from 10 exons. NCBI's taxonomy places the organism in Eukaryota, Metazoa, Chordata, Actinopteri, Cypriniformes, Nemacheilidae. Gene Ontology annotation, molecular function: double-stranded RNA binding; double-stranded RNA adenosine deaminase activity; tRNA-specific adenosine deaminase activity. Bases 242 to 2473 code for a protein of 743 amino acids.